CUGACCGCUAGUGACCUCAGUUUCUGCAGCAGCACACAACUUCAGACAGCACACACAAAUUGCACACACACAAAAAAAACACCACGCGAGGAGAGAUGGCUGGUUUAUUCGUAAAGAUCUUCGUGGGCAUCUACGUGGAGAUAAAACGGAGCGACGGACGAAUACACCAAGCGAUGGUCACAUCGCUGCAUGAGGACAAUGACAGCGUGACGGUGGAGUGGAUCGAGAAUGGAGACACCAAAGGGAAAGAGAUCGAUCUGGAGAGCGUCUUUGCUAUGAAUCCAGAUAUUGUUCCUGAUGAGGAGAUACCACAGAGUCCAGAGGCUCCGCUUCCUCCUUCCAAUAUUCCCAAAACCAGCAAACUGCCCAAGACCAAACGGAUUACAGCAAUACCUAAAGCUGAGAAUGCUCCACGGGAGAAUAGAGCUGCGGCGGUGGGAACCACCCGGGCCCGUCCCAGCCAGCACAUCCAAGCUCCAGAGCCACCUCCCCCGGCCAUCGCUCCCCAGUCUGCACUCAGCCAGUCGCUGCUGCAGCAACAGAACGCACGGAAGAAAUCAAACUGUGUGAAGGAAGUAGAGAAACUGCAGGAGAAACGAGAGAAGAGGCGACUUCAGCAACAAGAGCUCAGAGAGAAGAGGGCACAGGAGGUGGAUGUCAAUUUACCAAAUUAUGAAAUCAUGUGUAUGAUCAGAGACUUCAGAGACAGUCUUGACUGCAGGCCUUUGACCAGCAAUGAUCUGAUCGAGGAGCACAGGAUAUGUGUGUGUGUACGUGCACGUCCCCUCAAUAAAAAAGAGUUGACUACGAAGGAUUUGGAAGUGAUCACCAUCCCCAGUAAGGACGUGGUGAUGGUCCAUGAGCCGAAGCAGAAAGUCGACCUGACCCGCUACUUGGAGAACCAAACUUUCCGAUUCGACUACGCCUUUGAUGAGUGCUCCACCAAUGAAAUGAUUUACAGGUUCACAGCUCAGCCGCUGGUUGAAACCAUUUUUGAGCGGGGGAUGGCGACGUGCUUCGCGUACGGACAAACUGGAAGUGGGAAAACACAUACGAUGGGAGGGGACUUUUCAGGAAAGAACCAAGACUGCGCUAAAGGGAUCUACGCACUGUCCGCCAGAGAUGUGUUUGUCAUGAUAAAGAAGCCAAAUUACAAGAAGUUGGAUCUCCAAAUCUUUGCCACGUUUUUUGAGAUUUACAGCGGGAAGGUGUUUGACCUGCUUAACCGCAAAACCAAGUUACGGGUCCUGGAGGACGGGAAGCAGCAGGUGCAGGUGGUGGGGCUGCAGGAGAAGGAGGUGAAGUGCACAGAGGACGUCCUCAAACUCAUCGAAAUUGGAAACAGCUGCAGGACUUCUGGUCAGACCUCGGCGAACGCUCACUCUUCUCGGAGCCAUGCCGUCUUUCAGAUCAUUCUGCGUCGGCGGGGGAAGAUGCACGGAAAGUUCUCCCUUAUUGAUCUGGCGGGGAACGAGAGAGGGGCAGACACAUCCAGCGCUGACCGUCAGACACGCCUCGAAGGAGCCGAGAUCAACAAGAGCCUGCUGGCACUAAAGGAGUGUAUUCGAGCGCUGGGCAGAAACAAACCUCACACUCCGUUUAGAGCCAGCAAGUUAACUCAAGUGCUGAGGGACUCCUUCAUAGGAGAAAACUCCAGAACGUGCAUGAUUGCAACCAUCUCUCCUGGAAUGGCGUCAUGUGAAAACACCUUGAACACGCUGAGAUAUGCCAACAGAGUAAAGGAGUUUGGGAUAAGUCCCUCAGACAUUCCCUUCUCCCAGAGCGGGGGUGGAGGGAGUCGCUCUGAGCUCUCCCCUUCUUAUGAGGUGAAGGAGCUCACAGUGGACCCUGCAGGAGCGAUGGACAUCCGUCAGGGAGGACACGUCAACCAGCUGGAGGUGCUGGAGGCUCAGUGGGAAGUCGGGAGUUCCCCACAGAGAGAUGAUCUGAAGCUGCUCUGUGAACAGAACGAGGAAGAGGUUUCCCCGCAGCUCUUCACUUUCCAUGAAGCCGUCUCUCAGCUGGUGGAGAUGGAGGAGCAGGUUCUGGAGGACCACAGGGCCGUUUUCCAGGAGUCCAUCCGCUGGCUGGAAGACGAGAAGGUGCUUCUGGAGAUGACGGAGGAGGUGGACUACGACGUCGAGUCAUUUGCAACUCAACUAGAACAAAUCCUGGAUCAGAAGAUCGACAUUCUCACUGAGCUGAGAGACAAAGUCAAGUCUUUCCGCUCUGCACUCCAGGAAGAGGAGCAAGCUAGCCAACAGAUAACCCCGAAGAGGCCUCGUGCUCUAUAGACACACAAAAAAAUACGAUAUUUCACUGUAAUAUUGACUUGAGAAAAGGUGAAGGCCUGCCGCUGAGGAGGUCACUGUUGACAAAAGAGCUGAUUCAGCUCAGUUGUGAUUUUAUGACUUACCGUCUGCUGUGCGUUUUGUCCCUCCUCAACCUCUUUGCUGUACAGGCCGCCGUUGCUUCCCAUCAUGCAUCCGUCCAUCUUUAAAACCAAAGAGCAGGCCGUCUUUGCUCUUCCAUCCUCCUGUGAAGUGUAUUUACAAGGUUUUGUAUGUGUGAUAAGUCACAAGUGCUUCAUUUUAAAACAAAAAAAAAGUAAAUAAAUAUUUGUUUUAAAUACAUUUUUAUAGAGUCAAAUCAUAGCUUAUCCUCACUUUGGCCAAUUUUAUAAACUUUUACCAUUUUGUGCAAUAUUUUGAGGAUUUUAUUCCUGUUCGUCCCCUUGUUUCAGCUUCAGGGGUGAGCAGGGCAUGUCGAGUCUGUGUGUAAAAUGAGCCACUGUGUGUUUGUGUUGAUACUGUAUGUAAUAUAUGUUUGAUUGAGAGAAAGCUUAAAACACAAAAAUAACCUUGCAUUACAUGAAUUGACCUAAUGGGGGCACUAUAAUCAAAGACAGAGCAAUUGAUUUAAGUGUUCCAUACAACAAUUACUGAAACAGUAAUUUUUCAUUUGCCAAAAUAAAGAAACUCUACUUCUUGA
Messenger RNA from Cottoperca gobio, 2991 nucleotides. RefSeq names its product kinesin-like protein KIF2A. The record is from RefSeq and is a predicted model, not a curated record. Gene Ontology annotation, cellular component: microtubule. Gene Ontology annotation, molecular function: ATP binding; microtubule binding; microtubule motor activity. Lineage: Eukaryota; Metazoa; Chordata; Actinopteri; Perciformes; Bovichtidae. Bases 96 to 2294 code for a protein of 732 amino acids. Gene Ontology annotation, biological process: microtubule-based movement; microtubule depolymerization. The transcript has 21 exons.